Molecule: messenger RNA, 1487 nt
Organism: Cyphomyrmex costatus
Lineage: Eukaryota; Metazoa; Arthropoda; Insecta; Hymenoptera; Formicidae
Product: monocyte to macrophage differentiation factor 2
Exons: 5
Coding region: 466-1467 (333 amino acids)
Cellular component (GO): membrane
Molecular function (GO): pore-forming activity
Source: RefSeq, a predicted model, not a curated record
ACGAUUAGUACCUCGCGGAGCAGAUUGACGCUUUUUUUUUUGUCAUAGAUUUUUUAUUUUAUUCAAUAAUGCAUCGAAUAAGCUUAAUUUCACUGAUUUUUGAGGCGUUGUAUUGUAUAAUUACCAAUCUUGUGUUAAUGUUCAUAAGAGUGGGUGGAAAGCAUUGGCGCUAUCGCAUUCCCCUCGCAUUCCCCUUGCCUGUCCUCGUCUCGUCUACAACUCGAGAAGUCGCAAACCUCGCAACAGUCGUUAAAUCUUGUUACUAAUAAUCAGUAUUGUCUGGUAUUUGUCAGACGUGUUUAUCGUGCAUCUUUUGGUGUCUACUUCGUCAGAGCUGUUGAACGCGACGAAAUUAGUGGAAAUUAGUUUGUUCCGAAACAGGAGACACAAAUUGACGAAGACGGCUCGUCUACUUGCUAUGUCGAGUCAGUCGAGUUUAAGUUAUUACGAGUCAAUCAAUAUGCGAUGGAAGACGCAGCUUGCCCGGCAGUUGUUACGCCGCCGUUAACUACAUUACUAUCCAAGAAACCCGUCAUUGGGGGAUAUCCGUCAAGAUCAGUCAGGAUAUCGAUAAAUACUCUUAUCAUUGUAUCAUCGUUCAAGUUUUACACUAGGUAUUUACCUAACAUCAUGGACGGUACUUGGACCUGCCUUCAUCAAGUCAUUACAGCACCCAUAAAAAAUUUCCUGCAACUGCAACGGAUCAAAGAGAUAAAGUGGAUGAAUCCGAGAGCAUGCACAAAUGAGGCAUAUACUCCUACAUCCAUCGAACAUAUGGCAAAUGUGGCAACUCAUGGAAUAUGGGUUGUACCUUCGGUAAUUGGUGGUAUCGAGCUUAUACGGCGUUCAUCAACAUGGGCACAGUUCGUUUCUGCUUGCGUAUACGGCACUUCCUUGAUCCUUGUCUUUGCAGUAUCGACUUUUUUCCACAGUGUGCACUAUUGCAAUCAUAACAGACAACUAAAAGAUACGUUGCAUCGUUGCGAUCGCGCUAUGAUUUACAUCUUUAUAGCAGCCAGUUACUUUCCAUGGUUAAAUAUAGAACACUUCUCAGACGAUGAGCUUUUAUUUGCGAUGCGAUAUGUCGUUUGGAUCAUGGCUAUAAUGGGUAUCCUCUAUCAGCAGAUCUUUCACGAGAGAUACAAGAUGCUCGAAACUAUUUUCUAUGUGGUUAUGGGUAUUGGACCUAGCGUUGCGAUCCUUAAUGUUUAUAAUUAUUACAAUAUUACGGAAUUGAAACUGGGUGGGCUGAUGUAUGUUCUUGGCUUAGUAUUUUUCAAAUCGGAUGGUCGUAUACCCUGUGCGCAUGCAAUUUGGCAUCUUUUCGUUGCUGCGGCGGCUGGAUUUCAUUACUAUGCGAUUCUGAACCAUGUAUUUCCUGAAACAGACUCGACGAAUAUUCUUGGACCAUCUGCCAGCGUGCCACAGUUAUCUAAUAUACUGAAGCCUCAUAUAGAAUUUAAAUAGAAACCUUGUACAUACAUAUA